AUGGGAAACGGAAAAGAAGACCUGUUUAAUUCAAAGGCAUCUAGCUCAAAUCCCCCACCCGCGGACAUACCAUCCACGUGUCCAAACAUCCCAAAUAACAUGCAUUGUUACUAUGGACCAACGCCUGCGUGGUCACCGGCUUUUUUAUCAUAUCCUAGUGCCAACCUAUAUCCAAGCAACCUACAGAAUGGUAGUUACCCAUUUCAACAUGGCAUGGAAGACCCGGUAUCUCGCAUUAGUACAAGCUCCAUUACAAGCAAAUUCCAAGGUAUAGAGGAUAAUAGACCUGAUGGUUUGGAAACCGAAUCGCCAUGUACAUCCUCUAGAGUUGAUGAAUGUGUUGCGGAUAGACCAGAUGCACAGGAUAAUAGACCCGAUGGUGGGGAAACUGAAACCCCCAUAUGCAGUGCAGAAGCAUCUGAGAAAGUGCAAAUGGAUGGUGAUGAUGUGCCAAAGUCCAAGAUGGAGUUUAAUUCGUUAGAAGAUUUAAUGAGUUAUUACAAGGAAUAUGGUAAGAAAUGCGAGUUUGGGGUGAUGACAAAAAGGAGUGAGAGGGGAGAGGAUGGGACUGUUAGAUAUGUCACACUUGCCUGUGCCCGUGGUGGGAAAGCUCGGAAUAGGAUUGUGAAUGUUGCCAACCCUCGUCCGACGGGAAAGACAGAAUGUAAGGCAAAGAUUAAUGCCUCAAAAACUGCUGAUGGAAAGUUUCGGCUGAAUACAGUUCACAAUAUCCAUAAUCACAACCUGAGCCCCAAGAAAUCGCGCUUCUUUCGCUGUAAUAGAGAAGUAAGUGAAUCAGUAAAAAGAGUUCUUGAUACAAAUGAUAUGGCUGGGAUCCGUAUGAAUAAGAGUUUCGGAUCGCUUGUUGUUGGUGCGGGUGGAUUUGAGAACCUCCCAUUUUUGGAAAAGGAUUGCCGUAACUACAUCGACAAGGCACGACAUCUACGACUGGGCGCAGGUGGUGCUAGGGCGCUCCAAGACUACUUUUUACGAAUGCAGUACAAAAAUCCGGGGUUCUUUGCAUUAAUGGACCUGGAUGAUGAUGGUAGGUUAAAGAAUGUAUUUUGGGCAGACCCCCGUAGUCGAGCUGCGUACCAAUAUUUCGGUGAUGUGGUCACAUUCGACACCACAUACCUGACGAACCGAUAUGGGAUGCCCUUUGCACCAUUUGUUGGUGUAAACCACCAUGGGCAAUCAAUUUUGUUGGGAGCUGGCUUGAUUUCCUCAGAGGAUACUGAGACGUUCGUGUGA
Messenger RNA from Carya illinoinensis, 1251 nucleotides. RefSeq names its product protein FAR1-RELATED SEQUENCE 5-like. The record is from RefSeq and is a predicted model, not a curated record. NCBI's taxonomy places the organism in Eukaryota, Viridiplantae, Streptophyta, Magnoliopsida, Fagales, Juglandaceae. The coding region runs from base 1 to 1251 and encodes 416 amino acids. The transcript is spliced from 3 exons.